This is a messenger RNA of Pyrenophora tritici-repentis Pt-1C-BFP, 1959 nucleotides long. Lineage: Eukaryota; Fungi; Ascomycota; Dothideomycetes; Pleosporales; Pleosporaceae. The record is from RefSeq and is a predicted model, not a curated record.
AUGGAUAAAGGGAUUGACGUGGCACAUAGUGGUUCUACAAACAAGUCUUCUGGAUUAGGAUUGGGAUCAUCGAACACAAGCUCACUGCCAUCACCGCCACGCUCUUCGACGUUUGCCCCUGAGCUGAAGUUCAAUGCAACCUCGAUACGAGCUUCCCUGACGUCGACCUCUCCCGAACUUACGCUGGUAGGCUACGAUCAAUCCUUUGUAGUCUCACCAACCGAUCACAUCCUCCUUCAUCUAUCAGAAAGGGAGCAGAAGCGGUUGAGUGAUGGCUCUAUUUUCAGUUUAUCAAAGUUCCCCACGGCGCCAUCCGUCAUCGAGCCAGUGGACAUUGAUAUGACCCGCCCACUUUCCUUUCCUCACGCCCAGAGGUACGAAUUCGGUGGAACCUGGAUGCUUGAGACGCCAUUUCUACAGCAGUAUCCGUUCGGAACGCAAUAUUCUCGGCGAGAGCGGUCGCCCUCGCCAACAAGCAUAAUCGACAUCGACGAAUGCGAUCCUGAAAACCCCAGCUGCACAUACCAAACGCCAACAAACGCUAAUCCGCGAGCUUUCCAGUCUGCCUUUGCCACCAUUCCGGAAGAAUCGUCUGUUAGUUCACAAAAAACUGCUGACACUGGUCGGUUGCAGUACGACUCGCCUCCAGUCUCACCCAAAACGUUGUCCCCACCAAGUUUCACAUUAGGUGCUCACUCGGCAUAUAACCUGCCCAUUCAUGCUACCAUCAUCCCCGAGGAACCAGCCGAUACUAUCGACCCAUCAAUGACCAGCAAGGAUGAUUUUAGCAUGCUCAACAGCAGUUUUGAUGAGGGCAAUGUCAGUAUCUUCAAAUCUCCAAAUAGUAGUUGGCCGAUUCUGGCAAUACCGACGUCACCGGACUCCGCACGAUCGAUGUUCGACCCUCUUCUCGACGCUGCAUUCACAUCGAGCCCGCUGAGUGUGAAAACUUCUGACUCGCCUACGAUAGGUCGUGUGGGUUCUGUGCAGUUUAGCUCCAACUACACCCUGCCUUCGCCAUCACCAUCGCCUACAUCCUCGCCUAUAGAGCUUCCAAGCCCUGUAUUCCCUUGUUCGCCAUGGCCAAACCAUGCUCAAUUACCGAACAAUAAUCUCUCCAUCAACUUUGCCGAAUUACCAAGGCUCACCCCUCCGUCGCACGGACCACGCGGACCACGGGGCUCCCCUCCUCGGCCACUGCGCUCAUCCAUCGCCGCACUAAGGCGGAUGAACUCUGACGCAGCAGAUGCCAAGAAAGCAAAGACCGGACGGGGCGAGCGACGAUACCUUAGACUGGGCCGAGAAGAUAGCAUGCAAGUCCCCGGCGACGAGAGCUGGCUCGACGAACUAGAAGACGAAUGUUCUGUUGAACUCGACGAAGUUGAAGGUAGGAGGCUAGUCGGCAGUAUAAUAGAAGACUACGACGAAGGAUGUACCAUGCUGGAUAUCAACGAGGACACAAGCAUGACAUCCAUCUCUUCCGCCCAACCCGAGCGCUCCACAAACGUAGGCAUAGUAGAAGAAGAUCAAACCACAGCAGACGCAUCCCAGCGCUCCAGCAGCAUCUGGGAAGAAAGUGAGAAAUUCUGGACUUCAAACACCCCAGCCCCACCGUCCUCUCCCACUAAACCAAAAGAUCGCUAUAAACCUCUUGCAUCAUCCCCUCUCGCCACUCCCUACACACCGCUCUCGAAACAGGGCAGGAAACGCGACUUUGAAGUCGCAAAGGAUGCUUCGUCACCGAAACAGGAAGACGAAGAUUCGUGUACGCAUUCGCAUACUAAGAAGAACAGAGAUAGUAAUGGCAGGAGGCAUAGUUCGCGGUAUAGGAAGCGCAGUGCUCUGGGCGUGGGGACGCCGAAUGUGCGCAUUCAGGUUACGAGUCCGAAUGGGAGGGUAGUAGGGGAUGGGUUCGGGACGCCGGGGAGUUUGUAUGACGCUGAUGGUUUCUUGAGGUAG